Symbiodinium sp. CCMP2592 is the source of this 2358-nucleotide messenger RNA. NCBI's taxonomy places the organism in Eukaryota, Dinophyceae, Suessiales, Symbiodiniaceae. The record is from the annotation of a GenBank genome assembly.
AUGGGAACCACCGCCUGCUCUGUAUCGCGAAGACUGGAAGGAAAGGAGUGUCCUCAAUGGGGGCCAGAAGAUUGCCGGGCGGUGCUGGAGAAGAAUGUUCCCACGGAUUGUCUGAGGCCUGAGAAGGUGACCCAAGACAUCAGCAGCCAGCGCCUGCGGUUCCUUGCCAAGGUCAAGCUCUUCCAGCGCCUCCCGUUGGAACAGCACGGCGUCCUGGCAUCGGCCUGUCAAGUGGUUGACUUUGACGAUGAGGUGAUCAUCCGACAAGGCGAGGAAGGAGACGAGCUCUUUGUGAUCCAGGAAGGAGAGGCGGAGGUCCUUCUUGGUGACACGCCUGUGAAUCUUCGGCCCGGCGACUACUUCGGGGAAACCGCUUUGCUUCGAGAUGAGCCACGAGCGGCCACUGUCCGAGCCAAGGGGCCUCUCAAGGCGCUUUCCAUCUCUCGGCAGAAGUUUGUGGAGCUUGGUUUGAGGGAUAAGCUCGACUUCCCCCAGCGCAAAGCCGUGGGUGGUGGCAUGGGCAACCACGUCGAAGUUAAGGAACCGACGCCAAAGAGCGACAGUGAGAGACAGCUGAUGGCCAAUGCGCUGAAGAAAAACACAAACCUGCAGAGCCUGGUGGAUUUAGACCGCACUCGCAUCAAUGCCAUCAUAGACGUGGCAUGGAAGCAGGAAGUCCCGAAGGGAACCCGGCUCAUCACUGAGGGCGAUCUGAACGCAGACUACUUCUACAUAGUGCAGUCAGGCCUCUUCAGCAUCUCAAUCGCAGAUCAGCAGGAUGGCACUGCUUUGGGCUCGAUUGGCCCCGGCGGCAGCUUCGGAGAGUUGGCUUUGAUUUACUUCGCACCUCGCGCGGCCACAGUCGAGGCCACAGAGAAGGCUACCGUGUGGGUCAUCGAUCGAGGAAACUUCAAGAAGAUCUUGGCAAAGUCGGCAGAUGAGCUGGAAGGCGAGUACCUGAAGCUGCUCGACAAGGUCGAGCUGCUGUCUCCCCUGAAGAAAGAUGAGAAGGCAGCCCUCGCCCGAAGUAUGACGGAAGUUUCCUUCGUCAAGGGCGAGUUGAUUUUCAAGCAGGGCGCUGAAGGCGAUGCCUUUUACUUGCUUGUGGAUGGCACAGUGGAUGUCAUCAAGGACGGAAAGCCCAAAACUCGCUUGAAGGGCACACGGGAGAAGGCUGCCUACUUCGGGGAGAGGGCGCUGCUGCAGAAAGAGCCAAGAGCUGCAACUCUGAAGGUCUACUCUGUCAAGGCCAAAGCUUUAAUGUUGGACAAGCAGUCCUUCGAGAUGCUCUUGGGCCCACUGGAGGAGCUGCAAAGACGGCCUAAAGGUGGCAAGAGCAAACUCCAGGAACAACCUGGCAGCGCCCUUCUGCGGAAGAGCCGCUUCGGGAAGAUCAAGCGGAAGGACCUCAAAGUCCUGGGCUUGUUGGGCUGCGGUGGCUUCGGCGCGGUUGAGCUCGUGGAGCAUGAAAAAACGGGCAACACCUAUGCCCUAAAGGCUCUGAGCAAGGGCUUCGUGGUAAAGUCUGGCAUGCAGAAGAGUGUGAUGAGCGAGCGUGACGUGCAGCUGGCCUGCGACUCCUCGUUCAUCAUCAAGGUCUACGAGACCUUCAACAGUUCGGAGCAUUUGUACUUUCUGUUGGAGUGUGCACUGGGCGGCGAGCUCUACGCAACCUACAACAAGAAAGGUCUCACGGGCAAGGAGGGCCAUGCAAAGUUCUACGUGGCCGGAGUCGUUGUUGCCUUCGAGCACUUGCACAGCAAGAAGAUCGUGUUCCGAGAUCUGAAGCCAGAAAACCUGCUCCUCAACGACCACGGCCACCUGAAGCUGACCGACAUGGGUUUGGCCAAGGUGGUCAUUGGCAAGACCUUUACCACAUGUGGCACUCCAGAUUAUUUUGCGCCCGAGAUGAUUGCCUCUAAGGGGCACACCUUGGCCGUCGACUGGUGGACCUUGGGGGUUUUGGGCUACGAGCUCAUGUGCGGGAACCCGCCUUUCGAAGCUGAGCAAGUUAUGCAGACGUACCAGAAGAUCAAGAAGGGGAUCGCGCAGGUGGGCUUUCCACCACGGUGCCGAGGUCGCUGUGAAGACUUGAUCAAGAACCUUUGCCAGAAAGAUCCUUCUGAGAGGUUGCCGAUGAGGAGCGGUGGAACCGACAACAUCAAGAAGCACAUCUGGUAUGAGGACUUUGACUGGCAGAGCUUUGAGUCACUGAAAAUGGAGACGCCUUACAAGCCAGAGGUAAAGAGCAAAACGGACAUUGCAAACUUCUCGGCGCGCGAUGCGGAUCGGCCGCCACAGGUGAAGUACAAGGACGACGGAAGCGGAUGGGAUGCCAGUUUUGCCACGUCCGAGUGA